Messenger RNA from Durio zibethinus, 3951 nucleotides. The record is from RefSeq and is a predicted model, not a curated record. NCBI's taxonomy places the organism in Eukaryota, Viridiplantae, Streptophyta, Magnoliopsida, Malvales, Malvaceae.
CUGAUGAAUAACAUAUGGGGUUUAUCAAGAAAUCAUCUUCUCUAUUGUUGUAAAGGAUUCAUGUUGAAGUGACACCAAAUUCUUACUUGAAGAUGCCAUUGGGAAAAAAUUAAACUAAAGAUUGGAAUAAAGAAGGAGAAUAAAAGGGCAAAAUCAUCUUUGCAUCAAUGUAAGUGUUUCAGAAAGAAGAAAACUGUCCACAAUCAGAGGCCAACUGCAAAGUGAUGCAACUGAGCUAAAAUCACUAGGAUACCCUUGUCUUAGCAGCAUCCUAUAUGUGUAGAGAAGGGUAGUUUAAGCUCUUUUUUUUUUUUUUUGGCUUUUGCAGUUUGACAAAAUUUUAACAAAGAAUCUAGGAAAGUGAGGAUGCACUUGGUCUCAACCCUAUAUUGAAAUGUUAAAAAGGUUAUCUUUGUCCACCCAAGUAGGGCAUCAACUAUCUUUUUGCUGGUACAUAGAAUUCUAGGAACCAAGUCACUGCUGUUCUCCAUGUUUUCAGAUUUAAGUACGGAUAUUGGAUGGUCAUGUUUUGUGAUGCCUUUUCCUUGUACCAAUUAAUCUUCAAUAUCAGCCUCGAUCAUUCUUUUUUAUUACCUUUUUUUUUUCUUUGAAAAAGAAAAGAUUCUUUUUCUUAACAUUAAAGAAGCAGAAAAGGUGUAAUGAGGCAGGUAGCCACGUUAAACCCCAGGGACAUAGAAAGCUAAUGGCAUGACAUGUUUCCAGGAAAUAGGCUUCUAAUUUAAAACCAGAGAAAAAGAACUCUAAUACAGUAGCUGAAACCCUUUUGAAACCCGAAGCUUCAAAUCAAGCCCAAGGGUCCCAAAUGCCUCCCAAAACCAUGAGACUGAUAUCUGUCUAGAGAGAAAAAUAUCUGGUGGGCAACUUUCUUGGGAAGAUAAGAAUCCAUUGUUUGAAUACAACUAUACAAGUCAAUAAAGAAGAGACAAUUAUGAUCAAUUCCAAUUAGAAAAGAAGUGGGUUUUUCUUGUAUGCCGAGCUUCAGGUAUUAAAGGUACAAGAGAAGUAUACAGGUAUAAAGCAGUCAUUGUACUUCAUUUGGCAGCUUUGAAGGCUCCUAAGUCAUACAAAGAUAGAAAGAUCAAGCAACAAAAUUUCAUUAGGCAAAACCGGCAUAAGGGGUGAGUUUGUCUUGCACCAAUGAAUCCGGCAGCUGCUGCUACCCAGAAAGAAGAGUUCAAAUUGAAGGACACAAAGCCCCAGCUAGGAGAACGAUGGCCUCAUGGAGGAAUGCGUGGCGGAGGUGGUUGGAUUAGCAGUGAAAGAGCAACAAGCACUUAUGAUCUCGUUGAACAGAUGUUUUAUCUGUAUGUCAGAGUUGUUAAAGCCAAAGAUCUGCCCCCUAAUCCUGUUACCGGAAAUAUUGAUCCUUAUGUCGAAGUGAAGCUGGGGAACUAUAAAGGAAAAACACAGCAUUUUGAGAAGAAAACAAACCCGGAAUGGAAACAAGUCUUUGCAUUCUCAAAGGAGAAGAUACAGUCUUCAAUUCUAGAGGUCUUUGUCAGAGACAGAGAGAUUGUUGGCAGAGAUGAUUUUAUAGGAAGGGUAAUCUUCGACAUGAAUGAAGUGCCUACAAGGGUUCCACCUGAUAGCCCUUUGGCACCACAAUGGUAUAGAUUAGAAGACCGUCGAGGGGAUAGCAAGGUGAAAGGAGAGGUCAUGCUUGCGGUCUGGAUGGGAACACAAGCUGAUGAAGCUUUUCCAGAAGCCUGGCACACAGAUGCUGCUUCAGUUCAAGGAGAGGGUGUUUUCAGCAUACGAUCAAAGGUUUAUGUCUCUCCAAAACUGUGGUACCUUAGAGUGAACGUGAUUGAAGCUCAGGAUGUGGAGCCACAUGACAGAAGCCAAUUACCACAGGCUUUUGUUAAGGCUCAAGUUGGACACCAAGUACUGAAAACUAAGCUAUGUCCCCAGAAGACGAUAAAUCCCAUGUGGAAUGAAGAUUUGAUGUUUGUAGCAGCUGAACCUUUCGAGGAGAAACUGUAUCUAACAGUUGAAAAUAAAGUGACCCCUGCAAAAGAUGAAGUUAUGGGGACGAUAAUCCAACCCCUCCGCACCUUUGAAAGCCGCUUGGAUCAUAGGCCAGUUCAUUCUAAAUGGUUCAACCUCGAAAAAUUUGGAUUCGGUGCUCUGGAGGGAGACAAGAGGCACGAACUCAAAUUUGCAGGCAGGAUUCAUCUUAGAGUUUGUCUUGAAGGAGCUUAUCAUGUGCUGGAUGAUUCAACCAUGUAUAUAAGUGAUCAAAGGCCAACUGCCAGGCAGCUUUGGAAGAAACCAAUUGGAAUCCUGGAAGUGGGCAUCUUAAGUGCUCAAGGUCUUCAGCCGAUGAAGACCAAGGAGGGCAGGGGAACCACAGAUGCUUACUGUGUGGCUAAAUAUGGGCAGAAGUGGGUGCGCACGAGAACUAUAAUUGAAAGCUUCAAUCCAAAAUGGAAUGAGCAAUAUACUUGGGAGGUCUAUGACCCUUGCACGGUGAUCACAUUGGGGGUUUUUGACAACUGCCACUUAGGUGGAAGUGAAAAACCAGCUUCAGGUAGUGGAAGUAAAAAUGAUUCCAGAAUCGGUAAGGUAAGGAUUAGACUAUCAACCCUGGAAACAGAUAAAAUUUAUACAAACUCUUACCCUCUUCUUGUUCUACAAACAUCUGGAUUGAAGAAGAUGGGGGAACUUCAGUUAGCAGUUAGGUUCACGUGCCUCUCUUUUGCAAGUAUGAUUUAUCUCUAUUGGCAUCCCUUGCUGCCAAAAAUGCAUUAUUUGCAACCUUUCACCGUAAACCAGUUAGACAGCUUGAGAUAUCAGGCCAUGAACAUUGUUGCAGUGAGGCUUGGCCGAGCUGAGCCACCACUGAGGAGAGAGGUUGUCGAGUAUAUGUUGGAUGUGGAUUCCCACAUGUGGAGCAUGAGAAGAAGCAAAGCUAACUUCUUCAGAAUUGUCUCAUUGUUUUCGGGUGUGAUAGCUAUGAGCAAGUGGCUUGGUGAAGUUUGCCACUGGAAGAAUCCUGUCACUACGAUCCUAGUACAUGUUCUGUUUUUCAUAUUGAUUUGCUAUCCAGAAUUAAUCCUGCCAACCAUCUUCUUAUACAUGUUUCUUAUUGGGAUUUGGAAUUACCGGUUCCGGCCAAGGCAUCCUCCUCACAUGGACACCAAGCUUUCAUGGGCAGAAGUAGUUCACCCAGAUGAACUAGAUGAAGAAUUCGAUACUUUCCCAACAUCCAAGGCUCAAGAUGUAGUGAGGAUGAGAUAUGACAGGCUUAGGAGUGUGGCAGGAAGAAUUCAGACAGUGGUAGGAGACAUGGCAACUCAAGGAGAAAGAUUUCUGGCUCUACUCAGUUGGAGAGACCCCAGAGCAACUAGCCUCUUCGUAAUAUUCUGCCUAUUUGCUGCAGUGGCGCUGUAUGUGACGCCAUUCAAAAUCAUGGCUUUGUUUGCAGGCUUAUUCUGGCUACGCCAUCCCAGAUUCCGGAGCAAGCUACCUUUAGUACCAAGCAAUUUCUUCAGGAGAUUGCCCUCUCGAGCUGAUAGCAUGCUCUGAAGAAUUAGAGUGUUUCACCUCCAUUGCGAUUCUUAUUCUCUUAUAAAUUUCUGUCACUACCCUCCCAAUAAAAUUUCUAUGUUCUAUUGUAUUUGUUUGUCUCAGUUUUCAUUUACUUAGUCAUUUUAAUUACAAAUUAAUGUCGACUCCAUAAACUCGAGCUUCCUGAUCUAAUUACAGUUUUAAAACCAUACAAGAUACACUAAAAGUCACAACUAAAAAACAUCCUUAUCAUUUCAAUGACAAGCAUCAGCAAAGGGAAAAAACGCAGUUGUUUCUACUUAUAUGAUUUUCGUGUAAGUAGAGAAACUCGAAUGAGAGCGUAGGAUGAGGAGCACAUAUCUUCAUACCACCGGUAACCCAGAAACAGAGAAUUGGUAAAUCAGAAAGGAGUACCAACUC